Messenger RNA from Gongylonema pulchrum, 330 nucleotides. NCBI's taxonomy places the organism in Eukaryota, Metazoa, Nematoda, Chromadorea, Rhabditida, Gongylonematidae. The record is from the annotation of a GenBank genome assembly.
AUGCCAUUUAUGGGGAACAAUUUCACAACGAAAAAAUUGAUAUCAUAUAAGGAACUGUUAAAAAGAUUGGACGGAGAAUUCCCACAAAUUUUGAAGAUCGCGAAUGAGCGGAACAGUACAGCGAAGAUCUACAAGGUGCAGGGGUUUCGAGGCACUUUCGGAUUCAUAUCGUCGAUGACGGAGCACUUCUGCGGAAGUUGUGAUAGGCUUCGCAUCACCGCUGACGGCAAUCUGAAGGUAUGUCUACAUGGGAGUAGUGAGGUUUCGCUUCGAGAUAUAUUACGCAACGGCGGUACCAAUGAGGAUAUCAGAAGAACCAUUAUUGAAGCU